CAGAAUGGUCAUUCGUCGCACGCUGUCAGAGCACAACGGUCCUGUCUGCGCUGAAAAGCAGUACGAGUACGAGUAUGUGCAAAUUUACCAAUCGAUUGUUCGUCUUUGCCCUGCUGCUGCUGGCUCUGGGCGUGGUGCUGGCCCAGCCCGUGUCGGUCAAGGCUCGUCCCGGUGGCCCACGAAAUGUGAUCAGCGAUCUGCUGGAGGUCUUGUAUGACGACUACAACGAUAGCGGGUAUCAACAGGAGGAUAUCUAUUAUGAUCAGCGGCAAAAGGGAGCUGAAAAUUUGCAGCUGAAGAUGGAUGGUCUGGUCGUAGCUCUGGCACCCGAGAUGAGUUACCAUUCUUUGUAUAUGAUGGCCGAUCAGUAUUUCAAUAUGAGGGAAAUGCUUCUCCAACAUUCUACUCCAGAGCCAGAUGAAACCCAAUUGUACGAAAAGGUUCCAGUCAGAGAGCCAGAAUCAACCGCUUCAGAGGAGCAUACUAGAAUUCCAGAUCCCAAAACUGAUAUGGAAAGCCGACAGCAUCAUGUUGUGGCACCGCAGAACGCUAGCCGUUCACCUUCUCAAUUGCUUGAAAUGCUAAAGAAGCUUAAAAGCAGAAAAAUCUAACGUUAUUCUUAAAAAAAAAUAAAAUUUUAAAAACUAA
Messenger RNA from Drosophila pseudoobscura, 648 nucleotides. RefSeq lists its product as uncharacterized. The transcript is spliced from 3 exons. The record is from RefSeq and is a predicted model, not a curated record. NCBI's taxonomy places the organism in Eukaryota, Metazoa, Arthropoda, Insecta, Diptera, Drosophilidae. The coding region runs from base 75 to 611 and encodes 178 amino acids.